Messenger RNA from Effrenium voratum, 285 nucleotides. NCBI's taxonomy places the organism in Eukaryota, Dinophyceae, Suessiales, Symbiodiniaceae. The record is from the annotation of a GenBank genome assembly.
AUGGGUCAUGGCCUGUGCCGGCGUCGGGCUGCCAUCUCGGAGCCGGAGAACGACAGGCAUGACAGGCGAGCCGUGCCGAGCAAUGCGCAGCGCGCCGCUGCGGAGGAGCUUUGCGAGCAGUGUACGCUGGCCUACUCCCGCGUGGGCCGAGAGAGCCUGUGGCAAUGCAAAACGGUGGGAGACUUAGAUGAUUAUGUGGCGGACUUGCAGGCCAGGGAGCGCUUGCUGGCUGGCUAUACGGGCGGAGAGGACCGACAGCAGGCUGGACUCACUGGGUCUGGGUGA